CGGAAACAGAACGUCGUUCGCGCAGGGUCCACGUGCGGUGGAAGUGCGUCGUUGCGAGCCAUGAAGCGUCCAAAGCUAAAAAAGGCAAGCAAGCGCCUGUCCUGCGCAAAACGUUUCAAAAUUCUGAAAAAGGUCCGGGAACAUCACAGAAAAGUACGAAAAGAGGCGAAGAAGAGCGGAAUACGAAGGAAAGCCAAGAAGGAUAUUGGCGUUCCUAACAGUGCCCCUUUUAAGGAGGAAGUUCUCAGAGAAGCUGAGCAGAAGAAGCAGGAGCUAGAAGAGCUGAGAGAGAAGAACCGACUCGCCAAGCAGAAGGAGCGAGCCGAAAAGAGGAAGCAGGAGACGGACGGAACCGCUGCAGACGCCGAGCCCAAAUCCAAGAAGGCUAAAAAGGAGGAGAAGGCAAAGGCGCAGAAGCAAGCGAGGGCGGCGGUUGCGAAGAAGAAAAGCACCAAGAAAUUCAGAUGCAGCGAACUGAAUAAGGUAAUUGAGGCUGCUGACGUGAUAGUGGAGGUGCUGGACGCCAGGGAUCCUCUGGGCUGUCGAUGUCCUCAGCUGGAGGAAGCCGUGUUGAAGCACGGCGGCAAGAAAAGACUGUUGCUCGUACUGAACAAGAUCGAUCUUGUGCCCAAAGACAAUCUUGAGAAGUGGCUUGAAUAUCUUCAGGUCGAGUGCCCGACACUUGUCUUCAAGUCUACCACAUGCCUACAGGACAGGACUGUGCUGGAAAAGAAGCAGAGGGAUGCCAGUGGCCUCAUGGAUCACAGCCGAGCAGGACUCACCUUUGGCCGUGACUCUCUGAUGCAGACGCUCAACGACUUGGCCAGCAAGGAGUGCAGCGACGGAAUGCUCAAAGUUGGCGUUGUCGGUUUUCCUAACGUGGGAAAGAGCAGCAUCAUCAACAGCCUCAAAGGCAUCCGAGUGUGCUGCGCUGGCGUACAGCGAGGAAUGACCAGAUGUAUGCAGGAAGUGCACAUCUCCAAGAAGGUGAAGAUGAUUGACAGCCCGGCCAUAGUGGCGGCUCCAUCCAACUCUGGAGAGAAGCUCGCCUUGAGGAGCCUGCGGGUGGAGGAGGAAGAGGAGAGUCCGGCGGAGGCAGCCAGGGUCCUGCUGAAACAGUGCACCCAGGAGCAUAUCAUGCUGCAGUACAAUGUCCCAGACUACCGAAACUCUCUGGAGUUUCUGACAUUCUUGGCCAAGAAGCGUGGUUACCUACAGAAAGGCGCGCUGCCCAACGUGGAGCAGGCUGCAGCCGUGUUCCUCGGUGACUGGACAGGGGCUAAACUGAGCUACUACAACAAAACUCCAGAGAGGCGGGGCCUCCCUCCCCACCUCACCAAUGCCAUGGUAACGGAGAUGCACAGGGGUUUGAACAUGGGAAGAAUCCACAUGGCCAACGAGCAGAUCAUCAAACGAGUACGAUGCCCUAAUCAGGCUUUCAGCAUCUGUUUCAGCUCAAAGGGUCUGACUGCUGGGCUUCUGAGAGUCAGUGAGAUUCCAGAAGAGAAAGUGGUGACUGAGGAGGACAUCUCUGAGCAAACGCAGGACAUGGAGGGAACUAAAGAGGUCAAGACCCCUGACUCGGAAAGAACACUGCCUCAGCAAACAGUGCAACAGGAGAGCAUGUGUAAACAAAUAAAAGGAAUGGCGCAACCUGUCUCUGUAAACACAGAUCUGUUGGAGGCACAGCGGAACAACGAUGAUGCAUAUGACUUCAGCACAGAUUUUGUAUGAAAUGUCCUGCCCACAUCGAGAACAGAUUCCAUUGGUGUGUGUGAUCCUGUUUCCUCCCUUGACUGAUAUGGAUAUGGGAGCAAAAUAGGACCUGUUGUACAUAUAGAUCAUUAAACAAAGACUUUAAUACUGUGUUGUGGUUUUUAGAAACCUUUGAAUAGGGACCUGAUGGAUCUGCACAUCUGAUUUGAAUCAGAUAGGAACUGAGACGAGAGCCUGUGGUCUGAUUCCAAAACCCAGCUUUAUGGCAUUGUUGACCUACAUUACCCAUGCAGGUGUUCUCAUACCUUUUCACUGACCGUGACCGUUGGAUGCAAAACCAGAAUGACCUAUUUGGUAAACUUGAAGUGGUUAAUGUGUAAUGUGAUUGCAUGUUUCAGAAGAGUGAACAAAAGAAAACUGGUCAGAUACAAAUGAUUAUUGACUUUACUCAGUGAUGUUCAAUACAGAAACAAUUAAUAGCUUCUCUGUAUAUAAAACGGCCCAGUUCUUAACAGGAGUAUCAACUGAUACUGUAGUGGGAAUGCUGCUGCUGUGGGCUUUAACUUGCAUUUAAUAAUUACAGAAUGACAUGCAUGCAUACUUUCACUUUACACUGUAAGCAAAUCAAUAUUUAGUGCAAAAAAAAAAAAAA
Molecule: messenger RNA, 2368 nt
Organism: Electrophorus electricus (electric eel)
Lineage: Eukaryota; Metazoa; Chordata; Actinopteri; Gymnotiformes; Gymnotidae
Gene: gnl3
Product: G protein nucleolar 3
Cellular component (GO): nucleolus
Molecular function (GO): GTP binding
Source: RefSeq, a predicted model, not a curated record